AAAUGAUGAAUUCAGCAAUAAACGCUUCACUAAUAAUAAUUUUUAAAUAGUAAUGAGAUAAAACCUGCAAAGUUGAGGUGGAUUUUCUUAAACUGACCGCUGAGAUGAAGCUGCAGUAGGUGCACUAAACAACGGUUUGUUUUCAGUCACUGAGUGAAGAGGGUGAGUAGGUGUGAGAAAUGCUCAUGAUUCAUGUUGAACCAAACAGAUCCAGAACAGCUUUUCGAUUACUAUAGAAACAAGCUCGAGAACUUCUGUAGUCAUGCAGGGACGCGGGGAGCAGGUACGUAACUAAAAAGUUCAAAUAAAAGAUUUAAAAGUGAACAGCUGAGUGUUUUAUGCAUCGGCCUCGCAGGGGCAGUGUUGGAUUUUGUACCAGCACAAACUUAUAUUUCACUGUCUUAUUAUUGUUGCUCCUUUCGCAGUAUUUCAUGCACUUAAAUGUGAAAUGUGUACAUGUGCUCUCUGACAGAGUAGCAACAAUACAGAUUAUCCAGUUUCAAAGCUCUGGCUGAAGCAGCCCUGAGUGUGUGCUGUGCACACCACAGAGCUUAGGCUAUUCAAUUCUCGCUAAAACAUAAUAACGUUUCCACUCCACCUAAUUUUAGCAAAGCGGGCUGUGAUUGGUUUGUUUUCUCUCAUGUAUGCUAAGAGCACUACGGGACAUCAUUUACUGUCUUCACAGGCUGCCAUGGAUCAUGUGCUGGACAUAGCUGACUGUUACUUCUUCACUCCUUACAUUUACCCGGUCUCAUGGCCUGAGAGCUGGGCUGUGCGCCAGAUUAUCAGCCUGUGGGUGGUAACCAACGUGGGAGCUCUGCUGGUUUACCUGGUUUUUGGUGCUCUUAAUUUCUACUAUGUGUUUGACCAUGUGCUCAUGAAGCAUCCGCAGUUUAUUGAGCAUCAAGUAAGAAAGGAGAUCCAGCUGGGAACAGUCUCCAUCUUCUGGAUGAGUUUUCCCACCGUGGUGCUUUUCUUCUGGGAAGUCAGAGGACACAGCAAACUUCAUGACAGCAUCAGUGAAAACUCCCUGGGCUGGUCACGACUGUUCGUAAGCAUCACUGGUUUCUUGUUCUUUACUGACAUGUGUAUAUACUGGAUUCACCGCGCCAUGCACCAUCAGAACAUUUACAAGCACUUACAUAAGCAGCACCAUACCUUCAAGAUACCAACACCGUUUGCCAGCCAUGCCUUCCACCCACUCGAUGGCUUCCUGCAGAGCUUACCGUACCACAUCUACCCUUUCAUCUUCCCUCUCCACAAGGUGGUUUACCUCUCCCUCUUUGUCUUCGUCAACAUCUGGACCAUUUCCAUCCACGAUGGAGACUACCGCCUUCCAGGCCCGCUGAUAUUUCUGAUUAACGGCGCUGCUCACCAUGUUGAUCAUCACCUGUACUUCAACUACAAUUACGGACAAUACUUCACACUCUGGGAUCGCCUGGGAGGCUCGUACCGACACCCAUCGGCGCUGCUGGGGAAGGGACCCCGUGACCAGAUUCGCAAGCUGACGACAGAAGCAGCACAGACACAGUGAUGAUGGACGCUCAGAGCAGAGAGCCAUUUCUGGACAUUAACGGGCUAUUAUGCUGCCAAUGGUCUAAAGCAGAAGAAAGAGACAGCCGGUACGAAAUAUGCAGAUGCUCUAGCUAGAUACUACCCAGGCAGAAGAUGAAAAUGAUAAAGCAUAGCAAAAUAACACACUGUAUGUUAGUAACAGUGUCAUUAGGGUUAAGUAGUACUACUGGUGUGAAUGUAACGAGCACAGAUUUGGUGUUACACACAACUGUAGCAGAAAACUGAAAGUUGAAUCGAUGUGUUUUAAGCAUGUUUAAGCAUAAGAGCAAACCUUUUCCCCCAAUAAUUUGGCUGCUUUUAUAGUACAGCGACAUCCAGUGGCCAGACUACCUGCAAGAUAACUCUGGUAUUACUGCAUGGGUAAA
Messenger RNA from Haplochromis burtoni (Burton's mouthbrooder), 1940 nucleotides. Its product is annotated as lathosterol oxidase. The record is from RefSeq and is a predicted model, not a curated record. NCBI's taxonomy places the organism in Eukaryota, Metazoa, Chordata, Actinopteri, Cichliformes, Cichlidae. The transcript is spliced from 5 exons. Gene Ontology annotation, molecular function: oxidoreductase activity; iron ion binding. Bases 641 to 1534 code for a protein of 297 amino acids.